AUGGCGACAAAGAGUUUUGGUGUAUCUGGGACCAAGCUAUUGAUGGGUUUCGUGCAGCUGCACCGGGGUGCUGGGCAGUUGGAAACAGCUUGGGGUCGUUUCCGCAAUUUUUCAGCUGCUUGCAGUCGCCAGCAGCACAUUGUGCAUCAUCACGGAACUUUUUCGCCCCGGGCGAGAGGCCUUCGUCUUUAUAGCGCUAUUUCCUCGCAGACCCCUUCAGGGAACUCACACCCGGACUUUCAACCGCAGCGGAAGCAACAGCCGUCAGACGCUGACUGGGCGGACGUCAUGGAGCGCAUCGAGCGGGACGUCAUGUCGAGCAAAGUUGUUUUAUAUAUGAAGGGGGAACCCGAGGCCCCACUCUGUGGCUUCAGCUACAAAGCUGUGAGCAUCCUGAAAGCCAUGGGGGUUCCGUUCCAGUCGUAUAAUGUGCUAGCGGACCCGCUUCUACGGGAGGCGAUCAAAAAGUACAGCCAAUGGCCCACCAUACCGCAAUUAUUUGUCGAUGGCGAAUUCAUUGGAGGGAGCGAUAUUAUGGAGAGUAUGUACCGCAGUGGAGAGCUGAAACAAAUUCUGGGUGUCUACGGAAAAGCUACCUAG
Messenger RNA from Cyanidioschyzon merolae strain 10D, 600 nucleotides. RefSeq lists its product as hypothetical. The record is from RefSeq and is a predicted model, not a curated record. Bases 1 to 600 code for a protein of 199 amino acids. The transcript has a single exon. NCBI's taxonomy places the organism in Eukaryota, Rhodophyta, Bangiophyceae, Cyanidiales, Cyanidiaceae.